Racocetra persica is the source of this 568-nucleotide messenger RNA. Lineage: Eukaryota; Fungi; Glomeromycota; Glomeromycetes; Diversisporales; Gigasporaceae. The record is from the annotation of a GenBank genome assembly.
AAAAAAAGUUUUUGGGAUAAUGGUUUCACAAUUUGAUGUUAUUGCUGAAAAGUAUCAUGAAGUAAAGAAUGAUAGUAAUAUGCACACUGCCCUUCACAUGUAUACGAUGGUAUCACUUCUUCCUUAUGAAUCGUUAAAGGGAAAAACCGUCCUAGAUCUUGCUUGUGGAAGUGGUGUAUAUAGUAGAAUAGCUGCUGAACUUGGUGCCGAAAAUGUAAUAGGAGUCGAUAUCUCAUCUGUGAUGAUCAAUAUUGGAAAACAGAUUGAAGAAAAAACUGGUGGUUCAAAAAUCCAAUAUAUUGUAAAAGAUGUUGUUGAUAUAGGUAAACUUGGAGAAUUUGACGUAGUUUGGGCGUCUUUCUUGCUUUCAUAUGCUAAAAAUAUUGACAACCUGAAACAAAUGAUUCAAGUGGUUUAUAAUAAUCUUAAGCCUGUUGCUGGUGAUUCGUGGCCACCAGAUAAUGAACAACUUAGAAAGUACGGAAAGGCAAACAAAUUGAUAUCGACAAACGAACCUCAAGACGGGGAUAAACUAAUUGUGACUUUAUAUUUUAAUGAUGGCUCUGAG